AGUCAUGGAUUCUAUGUACAAAGCACCUAUAGUUCUCGAAGCACUUGUCAAACCCUCUAAAGGAACUGUCAUACUCAUUCAUGGUCUGGGUGAUUCCGGUGCUGGGUGGUUACCUACCGCUAAGCAAAUUCAAAGGGCCAUUCCCAGCGCAAAGUUCAUUCUUCCUAACGCACCAAACGCACCCGUCACCAUGAACAUGGGGAUGGUCAUGCCGUCUUGGUACGACAUCCUCACUCUAGAAGAUAAGGCCAAGCAAGACUUCAACGGAUUAGAAAAAUCCAAAGCUUAUUUUCUGUCACUGAUCAAAGCCGAAGCCGACUCGGGGGUUCAGUCUGAAAAAAUUAUCCUAAUGGGCUUCAGCCAAGGCGGUGCUUGCUCUCUGUACACCGGGUAUUCAUGUCCCUAUAAACUAGGUGGCAUUGUGUCUCUCUCGGGAUACCUCCCUAUCGCAGAAAGAUUCCAUGAAAGACUCGACAAGACAAACAUCAACACACCGUUCUUGCUGUGCCAUGGGCUAGUUGACGAUCUCAUCAAGACUCGCUGGUCCAGAGAAAGCUCUGAAAUUCUCAAAAAUGCGGGGAUCCCAGGCGAGUUGCGAUUUUAUAAGAACCUCGGCCACUUUACGUCGGAGGAAGAAAUCAGCGAUGUUACUGGCUGGCUACGAAAUCGAAUCGAAUCCUGAUCGAUAUACAAAUGUA
Messenger RNA from Schistocerca gregaria, 698 nucleotides. RefSeq lists its product as uncharacterized. Gene Ontology annotation, biological process: protein depalmitoylation. Lineage: Eukaryota; Metazoa; Arthropoda; Insecta; Orthoptera; Acrididae. The record is from RefSeq and is a predicted model, not a curated record. Gene Ontology annotation, molecular function: carboxylic ester hydrolase activity; palmitoyl-(protein) hydrolase activity. The coding region runs from base 5 to 682 and encodes 225 amino acids. The transcript has 6 exons. Gene Ontology annotation, cellular component: cytoplasm.